AUGGCAACAGCAGCAGCUGGUCCCUAGAUAAGAGGAGCUGGAGCCUGGCAGCAGCCACUGCUGUAGAAAAGCCUGCCCAGCUUCAGGGAGAAGGCUUGCCCUCUCCACCUCUCGCCUCAUCCCAGCGCCUGCACUCAUUGUGCUGGAGAAGAAACACCUCCUUCGAUGAUGUCCACUGAGCAAAUGCAGCCAUUGGAGCUCUCAGAAGACAGACUGGACAAGCUAGACCCUCGUUGUGACCACUUAGAUGACCUUUCAGACCAGCUCAUUAAAGACUGUGAUCUCAAAAAGAAGCCAAGAAAGGGAAAAAAUGCACAGGUUGCCCUGAAUGUUGAGUCAGACCAAAAGAAACCAAGGAGAAAAGAUACACCAGCAUUGCACAUCCCACCUUUUAUACCAGGUGUGCUUUCAGAACACUUAAUUAAGAGAUACGACAUUCAGGAGAGACACCCAACAGGCAAGAUGAGUCCAGCUCUUCAUAACACUGACCUGGAACCAAAAAAACCAAGGAGAAAAGACACACCUGCCCUGCACGUGUCCCCCUUUGCAGCAGGUGUGACACUGCUCAGGGAUGAGAGACCCAAAGUGAUCAUGGAAGAUGACGAAAAGGAUGGUGACAAGAUAGCUAUUUAAAGAGAGUUCCCCUGAGACCACUUGUAAAUAGGUUAGAUUGGUUCCCGGUGGCGACCUAGAAAAAAAAUAGACUUGCUUCUGCUCUCAUUUUG
This is a messenger RNA of Enhydra lutris kenyoni (northern sea otter), 725 nucleotides long. Its product is annotated as protein phosphatase 1 regulatory subunit 17. Gene Ontology annotation, molecular function: protein phosphatase inhibitor activity. NCBI's taxonomy places the organism in Eukaryota, Metazoa, Chordata, Mammalia, Carnivora, Mustelidae. Gene Ontology annotation, biological process: regulation of phosphatase activity. The record is from RefSeq and is a predicted model, not a curated record. The transcript is spliced from 5 exons.